Prunus mume (Japanese apricot) is the source of this 1653-nucleotide messenger RNA. The record is from RefSeq and is a predicted model, not a curated record. NCBI's taxonomy places the organism in Eukaryota, Viridiplantae, Streptophyta, Magnoliopsida, Rosales, Rosaceae.
AUGGCAAAGCAUAGAGCUCUCCUGUUUCCUUAUGUUUUCUCCAUUCUCAUACUCACUAUGAGCUUAUUGUGCAAAGCUGUUGAUGAUGAAGACAGAAAGCCAUAUAUUGUCUACUUGGGAUCACUUCCUAAUGAUGAGGCCUUCUCACCACUGUCUCACCAAAUUGGUAUACUCGCUUCUGCUUCUAAUUUCUUGAUAAGAAGCUACAAAAGGAGCUUCAAUGGGUUUGCUGCCAAGCUCACUGACCAAGAAAUAGAAAGGCUUGCUAACAUGAAGGAAGUAGUCUCUGUCUUUCCAAGCACUAACUUCCAACUUCACACAACAAGAUCUUGGGAUUUUAUUGGUCUCAAUGACGAAACCAAAAGGAAUUUUACUACAGAGAGUGAUGUUGUUGUUGGUGUGAUCGACACUGGAAUUUGGCCCGAAUCGCAGAGCUUCAAUGACGAAGGUUUUAGUCCGGCUCCCAAGAAGUGGAAAGGUGUUUGUGAAGGUGGCAAAAAUUUCACUUGCAACAACAAGAUCAUUGGAGCUCGGCGUUACAACUCAUCAUCAGCAAGGGAUGAAGUUGGACAUGGGUCCCACACUGCCUCAACGGCAGCAGGGAAUGCCGUUAAGGGCGCGAGCUUUUAUGGUCUAGCACAAGGUACUGCAAGAGGAGGAGUUCCCUCUGCGAGAAUUGCUGCCUAUAAAGUCUGCGAAUUCGAAAAGUGCCCUGGAGAGGCUAUCAUGGCUGCUUUUGACGAUGCUAUUGCUGAUGGAGUUGACAUCAUUGCAAUUUCACUUGGAGGCACUUUCGUCACUUCUUUCGAUAAGGAUCCUAUAGCCAUUGGCAGUUUUCAUGCAAUGAAGAAAGGGAUACUAACUGCACAUUCUGCAGGCAACAGUGGUCCUGAAGAGGGUACCGUAGUAAGUGUAGAACCAUGGGUACUUACAGUUGCAGCAAGUGGCACAGAUCGCCGGAUCAUUGACAAGGUUGUUCUUGGAAAUGGAAGGACACUCAUUGGGAAUUCGGUGAACUCUUUCACAUCCAAUGGAACAAGUUAUCCUUUGGUAUAUGGAAAAGAUGCUACAAGUCAUUGCUCUGAUUUCGAUGCUCAGAGUUGUUUAGCAGGCUGCAUAGACAGUGCUUUAGUCAAGGGAAAGAUUUUGGUAUGUGAUGCGUCUGAUGGAGAUAUAGCGGCUCUUCAAGCUGGUGCACUAGGUUCCAUUGUAAUCAGUCCCAGUGAGGAUGUUGCUUUUAUUGUCCCACUACCUGCAACAGGUUUAAGCAUCAAAGAUUAUGAGGGGCUCAAGUCCUACCUGAACUCCAUAAAACAUGCUAAAGCCAACAUAUUAAAAAGUGAAGCCAUAAAAGAUCCUGCUGCACCCAUUGUUGUUUCUUUCCCUUCCCGUGGACCGAAUUCAAUUUUACCAGAAAUUAUUAAACCAGACAUAAGUGCCCCAGGAGUAAAUAUUUUGGCUGCAUUUUCUCCUGUUGCUGCUAUCACAGAUAGCCCUGACGAUGGGAGGCAUGUCAAAUACAGUAUGCUAUCUGGAACCUCCAUAGCUUGUCCCCAUGCUGCUGCUGCAGCUGCAUAUAUUAGAACAUUCCACCCUGAAUGGUCUCCAGCAGCCAUCAAAUCAUCUCUUAUGACUACAGCUUGGCCCAUGAAC